CUGACUGACUUGCACACAACUGGCUUGGCUCGCGACGAGACAAAAUGAAAUUGGGCGACAGUGCUCUCUCUGGCAUCCAAGCGCCUUUUUUUGGGAGCAAAGACACACAGGCACACAGACGCAGACACAGACGCAGACUGCUCCUGGCUUCAUGACGUGCCGGGAGACGGGACCUUCGGGGCUUGUUUCACUUGACCCUGGCCCUGGCACCGCGUCCUCUGCCUGCAUUUCCACGUCUCCAAAGCCAAAAUGCAGGCGGCAUGGAUGGAUCGACAAGCUACCGGCGAGAAGGUUCUCCCCCUUGUUAGCCCACAUGCAUUCCCCUGCCGCGCCCCCUGCCACUCCACCACCCUCUCUGCACCAGCUGCAGCCCGCCCGGCCUGCAUCUCCACCCCAGACAGACAGACAGACAGACAGACAGCUCGACAGCCAGCCAUCCCAUCCCAUUCCAUCCAUUGAUCCAGUCCAUGCCGGCCGCCACGCUGCUCACUGACCGAAGGAGAAUAAAGGAAAACUAACAUGCCUCUCCUUGGUGGGUGGAGCCCGUCUAAUCAGAUCCCAAGUCGCCAAUUCGUCUCUCUCCUGUGCAGUACCUGCAGGCAGCGCUAAAAUGGUUAAUCGUCCGUCUCCAACGGCUCUCUUGCCCUCUUUCUCCCACCACUCCUCUCGCUCUGUCUUGUGUGUCGUCUACCCGAAGUAAGGUAAGAGACGAUAAUAUCACUCACGCAUCGUCGUCAUCAUCAUCUUACCUUGGCCUGCUUCGCGCUGAUACUAUCCUCCUCGCUUUUGCCUGUUUUCUUUUUCUUUUUCUUUUUCCUUUUCCUUCAGGAUUCCUCCUCUGCCGUCUCGGGCUGAUCCAUCGUCAUGUCAUCUAUCUCUGUCCCUGCCCGCCACCCACGCACCCACCCACACCCACACACCAACACAACGAAUAGAUGGCCUUGCAAGUGUUUUUGCUCGUGGACAGACGGCCAGAUACAUGUUGCCCUAAUCUGCAUCCGCGCGGGAUGUGUCCUGAUGCUCUGCCUUGUCCCUCUUCGCUCAGCUUAGAUGAGACUGUGUCAGCCCUCUCGCGCUGCUUGACCAUGUCCGUGUUGCAGCAGCACAUCAAAAGUCAUGCAAACAGCAAAAGAAGACGAGCUCAGCACGAGUAUGAAUCAAUAGCAGCCCAAGGAGCGCCUAUAGCCGCGGAUGCUGUUCCCCGGGCGGGUGGGCCCCGUCGUUGCUUUUGUCGCCGAAUCCACCAACCCCCAUCCAUCGUCGCUGUCAAACCCGCAUCCAUGCCGUUGUUCCACUUUCUCAUCCCUAGCAAUUCCAUGCUCUGUGCUGUGUCCCUUAGCUACACCAUGGCCAUGGUCGCGGCCUCUCGCCAUGCCGUGGUCCACCACCCAUAG
Periconia digitata is the source of this 1394-nucleotide messenger RNA. The record is from the annotation of a GenBank genome assembly. Lineage: Eukaryota; Fungi; Ascomycota; Dothideomycetes; Pleosporales; Periconiaceae.